Molecule: messenger RNA, 1399 nt
Organism: Cantharellus anzutake
Lineage: Eukaryota; Fungi; Basidiomycota; Agaricomycetes; Cantharellales; Hydnaceae
Exons: 4
Coding region: 199-1227 (342 amino acids)
Source: RefSeq, a predicted model, not a curated record
GCCCCGAGAAUCCAAAGCCUGCCUUCUCGACGUGGCCAGAUAAGAUGAAAGCCAUCUUCGAUGCGAUUAGUUCCUCAUGAGGCGCCAAGAAGCGCUUGAAUGACGGCCCACCAAGGUAACUUGUUGAAUGUAUCUGAGCGUGAGAGACCUCUUCUGGAGUGACUUCGCUUCUACAUCGGAAAUUCCGUGCGCAUUCCUAUGGUCAACUUUCGAUCUCUUCCAGAAGCACCUGUUGCCGACGAACCUUCAAACCCAUUUUGGCUUCCUCGUCAACCUGCAGCGGAGUUUGUGCAGUCCCUAGUGGACACGCUUGAGAUCGAAGACUACUCCGUGGAUCCGCGUUCUCGCGAGGAUCACUUCUCCCACCUUCGUAAGCUUUACGCCGUGAAGCUCGUUGAAGCUAUAAAAUGCCAGGAAAACGAUCACGACUUAUCUUCCCGUCAUGGCCCACGAGAACAGAUAAACUACUAUGUUUCGCCUACUCACACCACGGCUUCGAGGACGUACUCAACUGCUAACCAAUAUCCAGACUCUCGCGCCUUUUCUCAGGGUACCGGCGAUUUUACUUCUGUAGCUGAUCGUUAUCCGGAUCUUCUGCGCUCCAAAGCUGUCAGAGUUCCCAUUAAUGAGUCCCAGUCGUCUCAAAUGUCUUCUUUCGACAUCAGCAGGGGAGAAGCUCUGAACCUUGAACAAUCCUUAGCCUCGUCGCAACCGGUCCCCACCGCUUCACCCCCGGCUUACAAACGCGUGCACAGUACUCGUUGGACAACAAUAACUAAUCGCAGUGGGGUAACACUCAGUGGUUUGCGACCUACUCGCAACGUGCUUGGAGAGUAUGCCCGGGCACUUCAGGAGCUUGAAGAUCAGUUGUACGGACCGGAUUAUGGCCCAUGUGACACGGACUCUGUUGCAAUCCUUCUAAGUGAUCUUGACAGCCUCUUGCCUGGCGUCCGUUUGAGGAGGGGGUUUUCUGCCGCCACUGGUGGAGGGAUCGACGUUUCGUACCAAACUGUGCUCGACUAUCUUAGUGAUCAGGGUCAUAUAUGGCCUGUUACUCUGGAGUUAUUUCGUGCUCUUCAGGGUAUCACAAGGCUCGACCUUCGGUCGUCCCUGAGGCCAGCUCUUCUCGUUGCCCCGGAUUCACUUCUGGAAGAUGUGCUUUCAGGUGCGUCCCCACAAGUUUUAACAGUUGUGCUCGCUGCUCGAAUCUUGAUCACGACAAGCUAGUGUUGAAAAAACCGAACAGUUUCCAAGACUUGAUUCAGUUGAUAUUGGACGGCAUACCCAUUCAAAGUUGUGAUCUCACUUUCAUCAGCAGUUUGCCGAGGCUGGAAAUCCUUUCUCUUCCCAACACACGGAUCACGAACGAAGCGUGAGUGCACUGAUCAGUGGAAAGUGG